Molecule: messenger RNA, 993 nt
Organism: Cordyceps fumosorosea ARSEF 2679
Lineage: Eukaryota; Fungi; Ascomycota; Sordariomycetes; Hypocreales; Cordycipitaceae
Product: Hly-III related protein
Exons: 3
Coding region: 1-993 (330 amino acids)
Cellular component (GO): membrane
Molecular function (GO): signaling receptor activity
Source: RefSeq, a predicted model, not a curated record
AUGUAUCGCGGUAAACUCACGCGCCCGGACGCCGUCGCCGACAGCAAGUACCACCACCCGCCCGUCAAGCCCUCCUCCUCCUCUCUCGCCUCCGCCGGCGCCGAGACCGACACCCGCGCCGUCACCCGCACCCUCCUCCUACCCUUCGACUCCGUCCCCGCGUGGUACGCCGAGAACCCGUACAUCCGCACCGGCUACCGGCCCGUCUUCGCCGCCGCGGGCCCCUGCUUCCGCAGCUGGGCCUACCUGCACAACCAGAGCGGCAACAUCUACACGCACCUGGUCCCCGGCGUCGCCGCCGUCCUCGGCAACGCCGCGCUCCACCACUACCUGUCCGCGCGCUACCCGGGCGCCUCCCCCGUGGACCGCGCCGUCCUGCACGUCUACCUGACCGCGUGCGCGGCCUGCUUCGGGUUGUCCGCGGCGUACCACACGCUGCUGUGCCACUCGCGCGAGCUGGCGGACCUUUGGAUCCGGAUCGACUACGUGGGCAUCUCGCUGCUCAUCAUGGCGUCGUUCGUGCCGGGGCUGUACAUGGGUUUCUACUGCGAGCCGGGGCUGCUGUGCGGCUAUCUCGGCGCUAUAUUCAUCAUGAGCGCAUACAACUCCUAUCUUUCGCUGUACGGCAAGAAUGAGUCCAAGGACUGGCUGGCCUCGCGGCUGCUGCCGUUCCUCGCCCUCAGCCUGUCGGCUUUCAUUCCCAUCUUUCACGCCGUACUUCUCUUCCCGUAUGAUCAACUGCAAAAGCAGUCUGGGCUCAACUAUUAUUACCUCGAAGCCGUUUUCAUGCUCACCGGCGUUGCUUUUCUGGUUACACGGUUUCCCGAGUGCUGGCUACCGGGAAGGUUCGACAUUUGGGGGUGCUCCCACCAAAUCUUUCACUGUUUUGUUGUUCUUGGCUCGGUGAGCCAUUUCGUUGGUAUUCUGUCGGGCUACGAUUACAACUAUACUCAUCCACGGUGCGGAAUCAGGCAUGUAGCAACCGAGCUGUGA